Theobroma cacao (cacao) is the source of this 895-nucleotide messenger RNA. Its product is annotated as histone H2A variant 1. NCBI's taxonomy places the organism in Eukaryota, Viridiplantae, Streptophyta, Magnoliopsida, Malvales, Malvaceae. The record is from RefSeq and is a predicted model, not a curated record. Gene Ontology annotation, cellular component: nucleosome. Gene Ontology annotation, molecular function: protein heterodimerization activity; DNA binding; structural constituent of chromatin.
CAGGAUAAAUAAAAACAGCCCCGCUCCCCCUUGACCCAGAAUUCUACCCUCUCUUGACUUGUUUCAACUGUUUCUUCCCUUUCAGGUUUCCCAUCCCUCUCAGAAAACCAAAUUUGGGUUUCUUUUUCCCUGAAGGUGAACGAAGAUGGCAGGAAAAGGUGGAAAGGGGCUUUUGGCAGCGAAAACAACAGCCGCUAACAAGGACAAGGACAAGGAUAAGGACAAGAAGCGUCCGGUUUCUCGUUCAUCUCGUGCUGGUAUUCAGUUUCCAGUGGGUCGUAUCCACCGUCAUCUCAAGUCUAGGACUUCUGCAAAUGGGAGAGUUGGGGCCACUGCUGCUGUUUACUUGGCUUCUAUCCUUGAAUACCUGACUGCUGAGGUUCUUGAGUUGGCUGGAAAUGCGAGCAAGGAUCUGAAAGUGAAGAGAAUCACUCCAAGGCAUCUGCAGCUGGCUAUUAGAGGGGAUGAGGAGCUUGACACCCUUAUCAAGGGUACCAUUGCUGGAGGUGGUGUCAUCCCUCACAUUCACAAGUCCCUAAUCAACAAAACUACCAAGGAUUAGUUAUGUCUGAUUUCAAAUAGAUGUUGACCUUUGAGUACUUUUAUGAUCUGUUAUGUGACUUGGUUUUAUUGUAGGCUUUGUUUAAUCUGUCUAGUAGAUCUGGUCAGUAUAUAUGCUGUAACUCUCUAGGCUUGUUCCUUUGAACUUGGGAUCCUUGUUUAGAGUAGGAAUGAUGUUUGUUGGAUAGUUUUAACUGUGGUUUCCCUAGAUAUUUUAUCCGAUUCUGGCUGUGAAGUUUAGUGUCUGCAUUUGACAUGAUUGUGAAAUUGUUUUCUGUUUACUUGUAAUGAUGCAACCUUUGCUCUUAUGCUUAGUUGCUUGAGCUGUUUUCAA